AUGAACUCAUCCACUUAUUUGUUCUUCAGUUGUAGUCACUCAGCGCAGUAUAGCAUUUGUUAUUGGUGGCUUCUUGAUUUGUUUCACUCAUCGUCAGCACAAGAGCUGGAAAAUUAUAGGAGACUCGUUGAACGUGUAUUUCAGGCUGAAUGUUUUGAUUUACUGGUGCCGUAUGUUGGCGAAUUAGUUGGUGGUUCAUUGAGAGAGAGGGACGCUGAUGUGGUUCGGUCACGAGGAGGUGACUCGUCGUCGUUGGAUUGGUAUUAUGAAUUGAGAGCGAACGGUAGGCAGCCACCAAGCGCUGGAUUCGGCGUUGGAAUGGAACGCUUCAUGCAGUCCUUAUUCGGUAUUGUUAGCAUCAAAGACGCAAUCCCAUUCCCGAGAUGGUAUUUAUUAAUUGAACUAUUGUUCGAUACGAAUGCGACUGGCGUUGUCACUGAUUCCGCGAUCUAUUCAGCCAUUUGUAAACAAAUUGCCACAUUAUACGGCGAUUUUGGUUUUGCUGCCGCCAAAUCAUCGCUUGCGAUCAAGGUGUUUGACAGUGAAGCAGCAACGAGUAUAAUUCGAGUAUCGGUGGAGUCACUGAACCGAUUGCUCGCUUCGAUUCCAUUCGUUAAUUCCAUUGCAAAUGUUCCAGUAGUUAUCAAGCUUCUUUUCAUCGGUAAUUACAUAGUUAUUGUGCAUACGAAAAUUGUGAAAGAAUUGCGUCUGGACGACGAGUUUAAUUUGUUUUGA
This is a messenger RNA of Anisakis simplex (herring worm), 735 nucleotides long. Lineage: Eukaryota; Metazoa; Nematoda; Chromadorea; Rhabditida; Anisakidae. The record is from the annotation of a GenBank genome assembly.